GUACCUGAAGAAUAAUCUGAUAAGUACAGUGGAGCCUGGAGCUUUCCGUGGUCUUUUGGCCUUGAGGAAACUGGAUCUGUCUGACAACAGAAUCGGCUGCCUCUCACCUGAGAUGUUUCUUGAUCUGGGCAGACUCUUAAAAUUAAAUUUAUCUGGAAACAUUUUCUCCACACUCCCGACGGGACUCUUCACACACCUCCUGGAUCUGAGAGUGCUGAACUUUGGCACCGAGACCUUGUUCUGUGACUGCCAGCUGAAGUGGCUGCUCGUUUGGGCUCAGCAGAACUCGGUGAGGGUUGGUAAUGACACGGUCUGUGUUUUCCCAACCCACCUCCAUGGCCUGGAGCUGCGCAGCCUGCGAGAACAGCAGCUCAAAUGUGAUGGUCCUUUGGAGAUGCCGCUUUUCCAGCUCAUCCCUUCCCAGAGGCAACUUGUUUUCCGUGGUGACCAGCUUCCCCUCCAGUGCACCGCGUCUUACCUCGACCAGUCGGUGGAGCUGUGGUGGCGUCACAACAGCCACGGAGUGACCACACAGGAGGACAUGGGCAUCUAUGUGGAGAAGACUCUACUUCAUGACUGCUGCUUGCUCACCAGUGAGGUGAUCCUUUCCAACAUUGAUGUGGCUCUCGCCGGCAACUGGGAGUGUCUGGUGACCAGUUCCAGAGGAAACGCAUCUCAGCACAUGGAAAUAGUGGUGGUGGAGACUUCUGCCCCGUACUGCCCUACAGAUAGAGUCUCCAACAACAAGGGGGAUUUCAGGUGGCCGAAGACUCUGGCCGGGAUUCUGGCUUUCCUGCCGUGCGCUCCUGCAACCUUUGGAUCUGCCCCCGGCCCGGCUGGCAGCACUCCCCAGCACUCCGGCCAGCGGGAGAAGAAAGCGUGGCGACGAUGCGAUCGCGCUGGACGGUGGGCUGAAGAGGACUACACUCAGUGCCCGUAUGCUAGUGAGCUGACCCGCGUGCUGCAUCAGCUCACUCAGAUACCGAUUAAUAUCAGCAAUUCCCAGCCUCUGGGUCAGCAGUUGGUGGCUUUCACUAGCAGGGCUGCUGACUUUACUGACGUUAUGGACGUCAUCUUCGUCACUCACCUUGUGGAAAGACUAACAAGACUGCUGGAGAAAAAAAGAGAUUUGGGGGACUACAUCUCAGGCAUAGCCAGCAACAUGAUGCUGGUGGAGGAGCACAUCCUGUGGAUGGCGCAGAAUGAGGCCAGAGCGUGCACGCGGAUCGUCCAGUGUGUGGAACGCAUUGCCGACUUGGCGCUGACGGAAGACAAUCGGGUCAUUUCUAAGGUGUCUGCUAAUAUAGCUCUGGAGGCUUUUCUGAUCAAGCCGUCAAACUUUCUUGGUUUGUCCUGCACGGCGCUCGAGCAGACGCCCACGUCCACCAGCCUGCCCGUCCCGCACAGCCACUCCUACCGCGACAAGGACAAACACGGAGAGCCGGAGGCCGCAGGAGAGUCGUUGCUCAGUUUCAAAUGCCACACUGUCAACAACAGCGGCUCGCCAGCCAGUCAACUCAGCAAGGGUGCAUGUGAGUGACUGAAAGCUGCUAUACGGUGAUGAUUUAGAGACUCAAACUGAUGAACUGCAAUCAACUUGCUACCUCUCACCUAAUCCCUAAUGAUAUGGGGAACAAUGAUGUGAAAGGCCUGCUCUAAAGCAAGUGUUUGGACGGUCUGAAAGUUGUUUCUGCCAAUAUAUUACAAUACCUCACCAGCUGGAAGUGUAACGACAGCAAGACUUUUAAAUUAGAAAAUCUCUUAGUUAUUUGUCACGUCUAAAGAAAGAAAUAUGCAAAUAGAUCCACACGAGUCAGAGGGCAUUUGUCAUUUUCAGCAUUGUGAUUAUUGCAGACUUGACUGCCUUGCGCAAUAAUUAUACACGUUGAACCUUUGCACAGUUUCUCAUUACAAAUGGAUAUUUCAACGUGUUUGAAUUUCAUGUGAUAGAGCAACACAAAGCAGUCCGUUAGGUGGGCCACUGUAGGCCCGUCAUGGUGAGCGUUUGGGUCAGGAGCAGCAGAGCGGCCUGUGGCAGCUUUUAACUGAGAGUCUUAAAAGUCAUUUCAAAAAGUUUUCAAGAUCUUCUCAGUGUUUUUCCUGGAACAUAAGAUCUAAAUUCGCCCCUCAGUUGGUAACUGAUGACGUUCUGCACAGAUUCACAACUAAUCAUCCUUAAAUUACACAACCAUACGGCAUCCUGUCUUAUUUCCUGAGCCAAUGGGCAUUAGCCUUGAACUGAACUGUAGCAUGAAGAUUUCAUAAAGGGGACACAGUUUGAGACAAUAUUUCCCAUUUCAGAUGUUCCUCUUCUGGGUCACUGACAGGUGAUGUGUGGUUGGAGCAUCCCGUCUCUCACUGACCCCCAGAGGUCCACAGCUCUCUGCAUGCUGCUCAAUGCUUUGCUGAAGUAUUCAUACACCGUUUGUCAU
Poecilia latipinna (sailfin molly) is the source of this 2432-nucleotide messenger RNA. RefSeq names its product adhesion G protein-coupled receptor A3-like. Gene Ontology annotation, cellular component: postsynaptic density; plasma membrane; glutamatergic synapse. Gene Ontology annotation, biological process: cell surface receptor signaling pathway. The annotation marks the transcript as partial. Gene Ontology annotation, molecular function: G protein-coupled receptor activity; protein binding. Lineage: Eukaryota; Metazoa; Chordata; Actinopteri; Cyprinodontiformes; Poeciliidae. The record is from RefSeq and is a predicted model, not a curated record. The transcript is spliced from 11 exons.